AUGGGUCUUCUUGGCCAGCCUCAGGCACCGGCGGCUAGUGCGGCAGCCAAGGCGGCUGUUGACUUGGUGCUGGACGGCUCGCCGGGCGCUCCGCCUGCAGCACGUAUGGUUGUGCCGCUCUCGUCUGGCCCAGUCUCUUUCCAUCUCGGUGCAGGCGACACGGUGGCGUCGCUGGUCGACUCGCUCGUGGCCAACGACCCGAGCCUCUCCGUCGACGACGUUGUCCUCCGCUCGCCGUCGGGCGUCGCCCUUGCUGGCUCCACGCCCUGGGCCUCGGUCCUCCGCGAGUCGUCGGUCGCUGCUGGAGCCCCGCUCCAGCUCGAGCUCAGCGGUGAGGUCCACUCGCUCGUGCCGUCGUACGACGGAACCAAGGCCCGGCUCGGCGGCUCGCUCGACAUCACUCAGCUGCUGAAGAAGGAGGACUUUGCCGCCGUGGCCAAGGCCCUCCGUCGCGACACCCGCUCCGCCAUGCCCAAGCAGGAGUUUGUCGAACUGUGCGAAAAGUACGAGAUCGACGAGCUCGAGGCCGAGUUCCUCGCCCGCUCGCUGGCUGGCUGCGGCUCCAUCCUCUACUUUUACGACGAGCCGAACCUCGCCUCGACUCUUUUCAUUAAGCCGAGGCGGGUCUUCAAGCAGCUCCAUCGGACGCUCAACGUCAUGACUCCGAACGAGAUUGCCGCCGCAAACCCCAAGACCGAGCUCCUGGCCUCGAUGGAGGCCGAGAUCGAGCCGCUGACCGAGAUUAAGUCCACCAUCGAGUCCAAGUCUGCAGCCUCGGCCUCGCGCAUGAUGUUUCUUGGCUUUGCCGGCGUUGUUGCCCAACUUGGCAUCAUCACCCGCCUCACUUGGUGGGAGUUCUCCUGGGACAUCAUGGAGCCGGUCUCGUACGUCGUCAUGAUCGGCCAGGCCGUCCUCCUCUACGGCUUUUACAACGUCACCUCGGCCGACCCGGACUCGUACGAGGGCCUGCGCGGCUACUUUUACGACCGCAAGUACAAGGCACUCUGCCGCAAGCUCGACUUUGACCCCGACCACUACGACUCGCUCGUCGCCGCGUACGAGCGUCUGCAGUACGGCUCACCGCGGACCCGCGCCGAGGAGAAGGCCCGCGAGAUGGCCGAAGACGUCGCCCGCCGCCUCCUUGCCGAGAACGGCAUUGCCAGCGACUUUGACCACGACGUUGCCGACGAGCCCAAGCCGACUCCUGCCGCAUAAAAUACCCAACCCCGCC
This is a messenger RNA of Thecamonas trahens ATCC 50062, 1231 nucleotides long. RefSeq lists its product as uncharacterized. Gene Ontology annotation, molecular function: uniporter activity; calcium channel activity. Gene Ontology annotation, cellular component: uniplex complex; mitochondrial inner membrane. Lineage: Eukaryota; Apusomonadida; Apusomonadidae. The transcript is spliced from 2 exons. The coding region runs from base 1 to 1215 and encodes 404 amino acids. The record is from RefSeq and is a predicted model, not a curated record. Gene Ontology annotation, biological process: mitochondrial calcium ion homeostasis; calcium import into the mitochondrion.